ACAUAGAACUGGGGGUUCAAGGAUUUGAUGAAUUUUCACAGCCAGCCUAUAGCAAAUGUAUUUAGGCCUUGCUACAUUACAUUUACCAAACAGGACAAUUUAUAGGGAAAGGCCAAAAAAAUACUAAAUGCAGAUGGUAUGACCUCUUGUGUUACCUUUCUGGCUUGGGAGGAGACAAAGUACCUCGUUUACUGGCUACUUUAGCAAUCUCUACUGUAGCUAGCUAGCUAGUUCUAAGAAAAAAAGUUGCUGACAGCUGAGGAGGAUAGCUACAACGUCAGAGAACAGACACAGAAAAAACAAGAGGGAAGAUGAGUCAAAGCGAGCAGCAGCAGGAUGAAGUCCCAGCAUACCUCAAAGACGAGCCUCCAGCAGAUGGCAACAAGGAUCACCCUGUGCCCCAGCCAGGCAUGUUCUCCAGAGUGACUGGAGGACUCUUCAGUGUCACUAAAGGUGCCGUGGGAGCCACUGUGGGUGGGGUGGCCUGGAUAGGAGGGAAGAGCUUCAACCUGACCAAGACCGCUGUCACCUCAGUGGCUGCUGUACCUGGCAUUGGGGUGGGGCUGGUGAAAGGAGGGGUGUGUGCUGUAGCUGGAGGCGUGUCUGCAGUAGGCUCAGCAGUGGCCAGUAAAGUUCCUAUUGGAGGAGGCAAGAAGAAGGACAAGUCUGACUGAGGAGGGGGCGGACGGUGGUGCCAUUUUGGGUCUCGUGUCUGUUUCGUCUACAGUGUGGAGGGGCCUGGAGGGCUAUAGAGGAUUCAAAGUUGUGUGUGUUCACUUUUCGUGGAGGCCUACGCUCUGAUCCGCGAGUGUCUAUGGACCACUCUCAUAUUAGGUGGCCUGGCCACUGAGGAGGAGACUAAAUAAGGGGUUUCCUUGUCAGCAGUACAGGGACCACCCCACCCAUCUUUGUCUAUAAUAAUAACCAGUGCCUAAACUGUUGGAAUAUGAAAUGACUGACUGUGAAUGUUGUAUUUACUCUGUAGAUAAAAACCAGCCAACAAAAGAUUAGGCCUAUUUUAUUGCUUAGUAUUUGUUACAUCUCCCGGCCGCUGUUUAAGAAACAGGCCAAGAACAUUUUCACAAUGUUUAGGCGGUGUUCAUGUUCAUUGCGGUGUUUGGCAGUUAGACAAUCAGUGAUCGAUGCCUAGCCCGGCACCUCUAACAGUAAAUAAAGAGGAUCUCAUGGGGGGGUUUGGUGCUGGGCCUGCACUGGGGGUUUACCACAGUGACCCCCGAGCUGUGGUGGGGUUCAGAUCGAAGAAGCCAGCACCGGGCUGUUCUAACCACUGAGGCAGCGCCUUGUUGUGAAAAGCAUUGGUGACGGCGGGGAGUUGAUGGCUGCACUCCAUCUCUCUGAUUGAUUCUGUUUUUGAGAUGACGGACUCUGUGCGUCUGGGGCUCAGCAGCCCAGCCUUGGUGGUCUUUCCCACAACAACACUCAUCACUCUCCUGCUGCUCCCCAAUAAUUACCACGGCACGCUGGGGUUUUAACGCUGCCUGACAGGGCUAUGGGAGACUAAACACUGCUAGGGAAGUCAAUGUUCCUGACUAGAUGUUUAUGCUGGUGAAAAUUUGUUUUUUCCCCCUUUUUUCUUCUUCCGCUGUAAAGUAUUAGAUUUGUAUCUCAAACUCCCCGUUCCUGAUGUGAUGGGGAUUUUUUUUUUUAUUCCGGAGGGAUUCUAUUUCUCCACCAGGGAAAUUCUUUAAAGUGGAUGUUUUCAUUUUUAUUUGUCUUUUUCAUCUUCAGAUAAUGCUCUCUGGUGCAAGUAAUGUAACUUCAUGUUUUUCAAUGACAGAGUUGUUUUAGGAUCUGUUUGCCCUUUGAUGCGUCGAAUCACAGAGCUCUGUCACUGCCGUUCCUUUCUCUCUCGCUAUAUUUUGAACUUUAACAAGGUGCCUUAUUCCCACAAGAAAGCCUGAACUAAAGUAACUUAUUCCUUUUUGAACCUACCACUUAUAUACCUACCACCUUAUACCGUAGUCCACAUAUUGUUCCACUGCCCAAAACACAAACUAGCCUAUUUUAGCAUUAUCCAUAAAAAACAACAACAUUUAA
Messenger RNA from Coregonus clupeaformis (lake whitefish), 2058 nucleotides. RefSeq names its product transmembrane protein 263. The record is from RefSeq and is a predicted model, not a curated record. The transcript has 3 exons. NCBI's taxonomy places the organism in Eukaryota, Metazoa, Chordata, Actinopteri, Salmoniformes, Salmonidae. The coding region runs from base 312 to 674 and encodes 120 amino acids.